CUCCUGCUGGAGCCAAUAGAGUAUUUAAUUCGAGCGCGCCGCUUGCUUGGGCUGUCAUUCCUGCGGAGGCAGUCUGAGAGGAAUACUGUUGAACAUGGCUGCUGUAACACGUCUGUUGGCCCUGCUGUCUGCUGCGGUGGCAGUGAGUGGCCACAGCUACCACCUUGGAGGAUGCCCCACUGUUGAUCCAAUGCCGGACUUUGAUGUCAACAGGUUCUUGGGCAAAUGGUAUGUCAUUCAGAAGACAUCAACAGGCAGCACUUGCCUGGUCAACAACUAUGCUGUAGACACUAACCAUACUGGCCACUACUUGCUGGAGCAGCGCAGCCAACACUUUAUUCUUGGAAUGACAUCUGUGGACCAUGUCUAUCGCUACACUGGAGAUCUGACGAUACCUGACAAGCAAACACCUGGUGCUAUGCGAGUCAGAUUCCCUCUCAGCAUUGCUGGCAGUGCAAGCUACACAGUCUUUGCAACAGACUAUGAAAAUUAUGCUGGUGUCUUCACCUGCCAGAAGCUGGCCUUUGCUCAUCGCCAGUCUGCAUCGAUACUGUCCCGCUCACCCACUCUCGACAAGAUGUAUGUUGAGAAGAUACGAAGCAAGUUGAGCAGUUUUGGUAUUGAUCCUUUUGAUCUGAGCAUCAUCAAGCAAGAUGAUUGUCCAAAGGUGACAGAUGACAGCUAUAAUAUCAAUAUCAACCCAGAUACCUUCAGCCCUGGUAGUAUUGCCGGUGUUGUUCGUACAGCAGGAGAUAAGUUGGGUGAUGGUGUUGAAGUAGUUGCUGAAGGUGCCAAGAAGGUAUACCACAAAGUCCGUGGAGAUCGGGAUCGGGAAGAAAUUAGCAUUUAUCAGCCAGAUGAGUCUGAGUGGCUUCCAUAAACUGGUGAAAGUUGGGUAAUUAAAUUUUAUUCAUCCUCUUCACAGACGAAUUUGAAACUUUCAAAAGAAUCAGUGUUUUGAAUAUGUUAUUGAUAGUAUAUUAGUUUAAUGGAUUUGUGAUACAGUUGGCUAAAGUAUAAAUGUAAUGAUGAAUUGAAAUGUGUCUGCUGGAAUUUGACUUGUUCUUGUACCAAUGGAUUUGUAUAAAUUGUUCCAGGAACAUGUGUUUUUGCUCAGUUUCUUGUUUCAGUAAAGGGUAGUGUAUGAACAUAAGUAUUCCAUAGCUUAUAGUUGAAACAGUAAUCAAUUUCUAUAAUUUUUACUUUCAGUGAGUAAAAAAAUUGUGCCAUAUUAGCAUUUUGUGAUAUUGGAUAAUCACCCUUGCCAUUGUCACCAUCCUCUUUUGUGUACAUUUUGUUUCCUAGUAUAAAAUAGUUUGUAUUAGUUCUAGUCAAAAAGUGUUCUUGAAAUACUUCAGUAUAUUGUUGAAUGUAAGAAAAAAUAAGGAAAAACUAGGUAUCUGUGCUACCUAUGAUAGUGUCAAAGUAUAAAUACUGCCUUCAGCAGAGACUUCUGUAAUAUAGAAUUUCUGUGUGUGCCUGUGGUUAUGUAAAUAAUAUGUCUGAAUGUGGAAGUAUAGAGAUCACUGUUUUGAGGUUUUGUGUUGAAUAAGAAUCUCUCCAAAACAUAUGCCCACGUACAUCACACUUCGUAAUAUGCUGAUUCAUUUCAUUAAAUGUACAUACCAUUAACAAACAUAAAUCAGUUUCAUAAUAGUCUGUGAAGCCUAUGCCUAAUAUUAUGAAUUCAGUGACAUAUCACAGAGAAUUAUAAAAAUAUAAUUUAUCUGCCUUGAAUCCUGCAGUUUUUAAAUAUAUUUAAUUGUAUACUACAGUACUUGACUUGUGUUGUAAAGCUGAUCAGUAGUUAAAUUAGUCUUGUUGAAAGAACAUUUUUGUAAUAAAAUUACUGUACUAGCAGAUGAUGAUACAGUAAUAACAUUUAAAAAGAAAUUUGUGUGGAACAGAGAGAGUUGUGUAAUUGUUGAACUUGUUGAUACGCUGUGUUAUUUUUUAAUAGGCACCCUGCUUUGAAGAGAAUGGAGGUUUUUUAGGUUGAUGGGAGAAAACAGAUGUACAAAGCAGAAAUACUUGAGAAUUUAUCCAAGUAAGGGGGUUUCUUUUGUUAAAUGGGCACUAUGGAAAUGAAUAGUUUCCAAUAAUAUAAUGUGUGUGUUUUUGUUUGUUUUGAAAGGCAAAUUUCUUGUGAUGUGAAGACACUUUGUGUUUUGCCUUUUUUUUUAGUAGAAAGGCAAUAUUUUUUUAGUGUAGCAGCAUCUGUGUAAUACUGGAUUGCUUCUGUGUGGGGAAACUAAUGGAGGGGGGUGGGGGGAGGGAUGUAGAAAAAAUUACACAGUAUGUGUGUGAAUUGGUAUGAGUUAUAUAUCAACAAGGUACCCUUCUAUGUUAAAUGGGGCAGCUUUUUGUAGUUAAUGUGGCAGCUUCUGCAACAAGGGAGUGAAUCUCCUGAGUAUGUGGACCAGCUUUUGUACUGAGUAGUGUAGCUUCUGUAUCUAGUUGGCCCACUUCUGUUUGAAGUAGGGUAUUUUCUGUAUCAAGUAGGGCAGCUUCUGCACCAAGCAGGGCAGCUUCUUCUUUAAGAGGGACAACUUCUGUAUUAAGUGGGGCAGCUUCUUUGUUAAGUGAGGCAGCUUCUUUGUCAAGUGGGGCAGCUUCUUUGUCAAGUGGGGCAGCUUCUUUGCCAAGAGGGCAGCUUGUAUGUCAAGUGGGGUAGCUUGUAUGUCAAGUGGGGCAGCUUGUAUGUCAAGUGGGGCAGCUUGUAUAUCAAGUGGGGCAGCUUGUAUGUCAAGUGGGGCAGGCUGUAUGUCAAGUGGGGCAGGCUGUAUGUCAAGUGGGGCAGGCUGUAUGUCAAGUGGGGCGGCUUCUGUGUCAAGUGGGGCGGCUUCUGUGUCAAGUGGGGCAGCUUCUGUGUCAAGUGGGGCAGCUUCUUUGCCAAGAGGGCAGCUUGUAUGUCAAGUGGGGCAGCUUGUAUGUCAAGUGGGGCAGGCUGUAUGUCAAGUGGGGCGGCUUCUGUGUCAAGUGGGGCGGCUUCUGUGUCAAGUGGGGCGGCUUGUAUGUCAAGUGGGGCAGCUUGUAUGUCAAGUGGGGCAGCUUCUGUCAAGUAAGGCAGCUUCUGUCAAGUAAGGCAGCUUCUGUGUCACUUGGGACAGUUUCUGUGUUGUGUGUAAUAGCUUUUGGGUCACAUGAGGUUGUUUUUCUGUCAAGUGGAAAAGCCUUUUGGUCAAGUGGGGCAGCUCUGUGAUCAAGUGGGGCAGCUCUAUUGUAAGUGUGGCGGGGCAGCUUCUGUGUCACUUGGGACAGUUUCUGUGUUGUGCAGAAUAGUUUUUGGGUCACAUGAUGUUGUUUUUCUGUCAAGUGGAAAAGCCUUUUGGUCAAGUGAGGCAGCUCUAUGAUCAAGUGGGGUAGCUCUAUUGUUAAGUGUGGCAUAUUCUUUGAUCAAAUAGCAUAGGUUUUAGAUUAGAUAAACCAGCCUUUUUAUGAAGUAGGGUAGCUUUUAUAUCAGUUGGGCCAGCACGGCGGUCAACUGGGACAGUUUGUGCUUAAAGAUGGAGUAGAAUCUCUUUAGUAAAUGGGCCAGCUUUUGCUCCAAGUGGGAUAGCUUCUGCAUCAAGUAAGGCAGCUUGUGUGUCAUGUGGGAGAAACACGUGAAUAAAUGGCACAGAAUUUGCAUCUAGCAGUGCAGUUUCUGUGGUAAAUGGGGCAGCUUUAGAGUCAAAUGGGGCAACUUCGGUAUCAAUUAUGGCAAUUGAACAAUUAUGGCACCAAUGUAGACCAACUUUUUGUAACAUUUAUUUUCCUCAUUUAAAAACUAGUAAACAUGUCAAGGGAGAAAUAAUUCUUGUGAAGUGGUACAGCUAAUUGUUAUAAACAAUUGCAGCUUUGUAAUGAACUGAGACAGCUCUUUUAUGAUUGGGACAUAAUUUCUGUUAUAUGUGAUCACAUUUGGCAUAUUUUCUGAUCUUAGAGGCUCUUUUUAACUAUUAAAACCAUAGAACCAUUCUGUAACUAGUUUGUAAAUAGGUAUAGGUUGCUGUAAGGCUCCAUAAACGAUAUAAUAGUACUUGGUUACAUAGUAUUUUUGUUGUUUUAAUGGUACAUAUACAUCCUUAAAAAUAUUGUGGUUUGAAAUAUUAGGACAAUGUUGUUUGUUGGGGUGAAAUCAUAGUAAACAGAAGUUAACAGUUAUUUCAGAAAAUGGGAUGUAGGCAGCUCCAAUUACAUGAAAAGAUAGCAGUUUUUUGUGUAGAUUGCUGUGCUGUUGCUGUCUAAAAUGAUGAGCUUCACUCAUAGGAACAUUUAGGGUGCUAAUGGGUAGCUAUUUCUAACAGAGUAAUGAUGUUCAAAACAAGUGUUGCAACAGUAGAGGUAUUUGGCAGUUUUGUUUCUGUUGAAAUCUUGAAUGAUGUUGCAACAGCACAAGAGAUUUAUGGUGUGAUUUAUUCAUAGAAAUUAGAACUUUUUCCAAUCCAUGGCUGUGUAAUGCAGCAACCAGUGGUAACAAUAUGAAAGAAAAAACAGUCUUGGUUGCAAAACUGCAGUUUGUUUUAUGUUUAUAGAAACUGCUAGCUACAUAUGUUAUUAGUAUUACAGAUGAAGGCAACUAUUCAAAAUUACUAUUGUUGCUUAGUAGAAGGAGAAGGCUAUGAGACCUGUAGAUGUUAAUGAGAUUAAAUUGUGAGGUAGCUAAGACAUUUAAUAUUUAAUGGUGCUACAAUAAGAAGACAUAUAAUAUUUAGUGGUGCUACAAUAAGGAGAAUAAUUUAUUUGAUUUGAUGUGAUGAUGUCACUGAAUCCAUUCUGAAAAAAGAACACUUAUAGCAAGAGUCUUCCAAAAGAGAUUCUACUUUUUGUUAUAGUUAUCAUUUUACUGAUUAGUAAUAUUGAAUGAGUUGCAACAUAUGUAGAGUAGUGUGAAAUAGUGUUUCCUUAAUCAAAGAAUGAGUGUGUUUGUGUAUUAAUGUUAGCAAAUUUGUUAGGAACUUUGGCAUAUAAGGAGAGCAUCAUACAAUGACUGAAGCUUGUGUAGAUAUGAUCUUGUAUUCAAAUAUGUUACUCUAUGAGUGACAAUGUAUAUGAUAAGUGGAAUGAUACAUGAAUUGUAAAUAAAUAAACAUAUUUUUGAAUUA
Molecule: messenger RNA, 5087 nt
Organism: Schistocerca nitens (vagrant locust)
Lineage: Eukaryota; Metazoa; Arthropoda; Insecta; Orthoptera; Acrididae
Product: apolipoprotein D-like
Exons: 5
Coding region: 95-880 (261 amino acids)
Molecular function (GO): pigment binding
Source: RefSeq, a predicted model, not a curated record